Staurois parvus is the source of this 306-nucleotide messenger RNA. The record is from the annotation of a GenBank genome assembly. NCBI's taxonomy places the organism in Eukaryota, Metazoa, Chordata, Amphibia, Anura, Ranidae.
CCGCAGUCUCUGGUCAUCCCUGUACUGUGUCCGCAGUCUCUGGUCAUCCCUGUACUGUGUCCGCAGUCUCUGGUCAUCCCUGUACUGUGUCCGCAGUCUCUGGUCAUCCCUGUACUGUGUCCGCAGUCUCUGGUCAUCCCUGUACUGUGUCCGCAGUCUCUGGUCAUCCCUGUACUGUUAAUUAGUUUGCACUACUGUACGAGUUGUUUUUUCUAAACCAAAAGCUCGAUAUUCAGGUUUCAUUGCAGUUUUCUGGAAAAUGACAAACUUUUUUUUUUUUUUUUUUUUACACAAAGUUGUCAUUUA